This is a messenger RNA of Ostrea edulis (European flat oyster), 2074 nucleotides long. RefSeq names its product solute carrier family 22 member 21-like. NCBI's taxonomy places the organism in Eukaryota, Metazoa, Mollusca, Bivalvia, Ostreida, Ostreidae. The transcript has 10 exons. Gene Ontology annotation, biological process: transmembrane transport. The record is from RefSeq and is a predicted model, not a curated record. Gene Ontology annotation, cellular component: membrane. Gene Ontology annotation, molecular function: transmembrane transporter activity. Bases 212 to 1825 code for a protein of 537 amino acids.
UGAAACUCCGUUCGCGUGCUUCUACACGAUGAGUAAAUCAAUUUCGCAUUUAGAACACAUAUUCUAAAAUCGUAAUACUUACAGUCUGAAAGAAAAUGAUAUGUAAUUCUUUGUUUCUUUUCAAUAUUUCCAUGUAUGCUUAAUGGGAAAUUAAUUUUUGAAGGAUGACAAGGACCCUUGAUUUUGUUUCAAACGUUUUACGACACCGAAAAUGACCACGCGACUACAGUCAGUAGAUGUGGACAGUAUCCUCCACGACCUUGGGCCCUACGGACCUUACCAGGUGUGUCAGUACCUCUACUCGCUACUGAUGAUGAUCCCAGUCACCUACCCCGUCCUUAUAUACGUAUUUAUAGGAUAUCCCCCGAACUUCCAGUGUCAGAAUUUUACCGAGCCGUCCUCGAAUCAUUCCAUCAUAACAAAUACUACGAUAAUCACAGAACCUCAGAGCUGUGACGUCAUGUUUAGAUCUACUUCACUAUUGAAUGAAUCUGAGUCUAAAACUGUCCCCUGUCCACAUAGUUAUGUGUAUGAAGGCCCGGAAACAGUUGUCACCGAGUGGGACCUGGUUUGUGACCGAGAAUCUUUGGGUCAGAUGUCCACUGCCAUGGUAAUGGUGGGUCAAAUGUUGGGAGCCGUAGCGUUCUCUGUAAUGGUGGACAAAUACGGUAGACAUGGAGUCACGUGUGUCUGCUUCAUAGCAAUGACUGCCUGUUCUAUAGGACUUUCCUUCACCACUCAUUUUGUGUUGUUUGUAAUUAUUCGAUUGAUGAUUGGUGCAUUUCAACAGGGAAUCCAAAUGGCGCAAGGUUCUCUUGUUAUUGAAAUGUUUCCAACAGAAUUCAGAGCCACGUGCACUUUGAUAGGUGCACUAAUGUGGUCUUUCAGUGUAGCUACCCUCUCCCUGUUUGCGUGGCUCCUACAAAACCACUCCUGGAGGUACUUACAGCUAUUAGCGGGUCUUGUAGGAAUACAUUGUCUUGGUACACACUGGAUACAGCAUGAAUCUUUACGGUGGUUGGUGGCAAAUGGAAAAAAGAACGAGAUAAAAGUAUGGAUACACAGAGCAGCGAAAUGGAAUAAAAAGGAUCCCGAAAAAAUACUCAGCCGCUUUUAUUUACCUGACAGUGAAGAACUAGUCGUAAGGUCGGAACAGACGCCAAAUUGUUCCCAUGAUCCCGGUAAAGAGAAAUACAAUAUUUUGGAUAUUGUACGAAGAAAAAGGAUUUUAUUCAUUUCUCUCAUCAUUUGGACAGCUUGGUUCACAGUCAGUCUAUCUUACUACGGCUUGUACCUGAUGUCUAGCAGUCUGUCAGGAGACAUAUAUCUAAAUUUCUUCUUGAUUGCUCUGGCAGAAUCUCCAAGUCAGUUCAUCGCCUGGUAUCUAUUCAGAAAGAUAGGUAGAAGAUUUACAACCAUUGGCUUCUUCACGAUUUCUGGAGUAUCGCUUAUUGCCUCCGCCCUCAUCCUGAAAUUUGCUGCCAAUGCAGACACACUGUCGCUGAUUUUUAACCUCUUCGGAAUGUUUAGUGUUGCCGGUGCAUUCUCGUGCCUGGUUCUUUUCACACCAGAGUUAUAUCCAACCAAUCUUAGAAGUACAGGGCUUGGUCUUGCAUCAACAGCCGCCAGGAUUGGAUCUAUUUUGUCACCAUUUGCAUCUUCCUUUGCAAUCUAUGUGCCAUGGGGACCAGGAGUUACGUUUGGAGCGCUGUGCUUGUCGAUCACAUUUUUAUUCCUAUGUCUGCCAGAAACAAAAGACAUAGAACUACCUACCACUGUGGAAGAUCUAGACAAGUCGUCCAAGAAUUUGUCGUCCGUUACCUAGAACAUACUUUGCACAUCAAUUCAUGAAUCAUGGCUUAAGUAAAUUACGUUCUCUAUCUAUCAGUAUUUUGAUAACGUAAAAAAUAUAAUACCUGUUAGUUCUUUAGUCAUUUGUUGAUAAGAUAAAUAAAAUAUAAAAGCAUUAGCAAAUAAGAAAACAGGCCUCUGCUUUGAUGUACAUGUAUUCUUCCUCUAUGAAUUAUAAGGACGAUUUCAUGGACUUCUUGAUAUAUGUUUAAUAUGAACAUUA